Hypanus sabinus (Atlantic stingray) is the source of this 2318-nucleotide messenger RNA. RefSeq names its product zinc finger protein 239-like. The transcript is spliced from 2 exons. The coding region runs from base 395 to 1279 and encodes 294 amino acids. NCBI's taxonomy places the organism in Eukaryota, Metazoa, Chordata, Chondrichthyes, Myliobatiformes, Dasyatidae. Gene Ontology annotation, biological process: regulation of transcription by RNA polymerase II. The record is from RefSeq and is a predicted model, not a curated record. Gene Ontology annotation, cellular component: nucleus. Gene Ontology annotation, molecular function: DNA-binding transcription factor activity, RNA polymerase II-specific; RNA polymerase II transcription regulatory region sequence-specific DNA binding.
GAAUGAUCAGCAGAAGGUUACAAAUGAGAAGGAUUCUGUCGCCGGAAAUCUCAAACGCGGCACCCCAGUUUUGCUGUCUCUGUCUAGAUAUUUAAGAAGUGUGGCAAGGGAUUCAAUCAGCCAUCCUUCCUGCUCAGACUGUGGAGAGGGAUCCAACUGGCGUACCCGUCAUUUUAGACAGGAGAAAGGCCGGUUACCUGCUCAGACAGUGGGAGUGGAUUCACUCGGUUAUCACAAUUGAAGGUACAUCAGUCAAAUUCACACUGGACAAGGCCAAUCACCUGUUCUGUGUGUGAGAAAGGAUUCAGUCAGUCUUCCCACCUGUGGACACACCAGUCAGAGGCUGGUCAUCUGCUGAAUUUGUGGGGAACGAUUCACUUGGCCAUCUGACAUAAUGGCUCACCUGCGAGUUCACACUGGAGAGCAGCCGUUCAGCUGCUUGGACUGUGGGAAGGGAUUCACUUGCUCAUCUAAAUUAAACGUACAUCAGGGAGUUCACACUGGGGAGAAGCCAUUCACCUGCUCAGACUGUGGGAAGGGAUUCACUCACUCUUCCACACUAUGGAGACACCAGCGAGUUCACACUGGGGAGAAGCCAUUUACCUGCUCAGUCUGUGGGAAGAGAUUCACUCAGUCAUCCAUACUACAGAUUCAUCAGCGAAUACACACUGGAGAGAGGCCGUUCACCUGCUCAGAGUGUGGGAAGGGAUUCAUUCGGUCACACCAUCUGCAGAGACACCAGCAAGUUCACACUGGGGAGAAGCCAUUCCUCUGCUCAGACUGUGGGAAGAGAUUCACUGAGUCAUCCACUCUAUUGGUACAUCAGCGUGUUCACACUGGGGAGAAGCUGAUCACCUGCUCAGUCUGUGGGAAGGGAUACACUCAGUCAUCCCACCUACAUAGACAUCAGCGAGUUCACACUGGGGAGAAGCUGUUCCUCUGCUCAGACUGUGGGAAGAGAUUCACUCAGUCAUCCAACCUACAGAGUCACUUGCGAGUUCACACUGGGGAGAAGCCAUUCACUUGCUCAGAAUGUGGGAAGAGAUUCACUCAGUCAUCCACCCUACAGAGACAUCAGCGAGUUCACACCGGGGAGAAGCCAUUCACCUGCUCAAUCUGUGGGAAGGGAUUCACUCAGUCAUCCAACCAACAAUGUCAUCAGCGAGUUCACACUGGGGAGAAGCCGUUCACCUGCUCAGAAUGUGGGAAGCGAUUCACUCGGUCAUCCCAACUACUGGCACAUCAGUCAGUUCACAAUGGGGAGUUGCCAUUGUUAUGAAUCCCUAGGUUUCAUUUGCCAUGGACUGACAUUUUAAGAGAGAGGGAUUAAGAAGUAAAAUCAGUUGGACUUGCAGCUUGUUUACAUCGCUCGCAGCUUGUUUAGUUUUAACCGAGGACACAGACAAUCAGAGUCAGACGGAGAUGAAGGAGGAAAAAUGGAAGGAUUGAAAACAGGGAACUGGUGGCCAAGGGUCACUGUUUGGAGCUUCCCUAUGCCCACAAGGGUGGGUUAAUUAUCGAUUCACUGUACAUCGAAUGUUUGUUUGUCACCUCGUUAGAUCCAUAGGAGUGAAUCUGAUUUAGAAUAUCCUGUGAAGACAACUGAUGUGUUAUCCCUUGCAUGGCUGUGGUGAGGUAAUUCACUUGAAGACAAUAUUCCUUGUGACAAGUCAAUUUCGAUGAUAAUUUGAUGGAUAAAAUCUACAGUGACUGUUCUCUCGUUUUACCACCAUGGAACCUGUGGAAUUCGACAAAAUUGCCUUCGCUCGACAUUUAGCCUGGAUUGCAAAUAUCUCUCUCUCAUCACCUAUUCCAUGAAUGAACUGAACUUUCAUAUUUUACCAUCUGAAAACUGUAAGCAUUGUUUCCCCUAAACACAAUAGUUUUGGAGCAACAUUUACACACGUAUAUACACAUUACUCUGUUAACUUUUGUUUAUCUUGCUCAAGUUUCUACAUAGUAAAAAGAGGGGUUUUCACAUCAAAGCCAGACCCCAGUGUGAACUCAAUUGCUGCUGGUUUGUUUCUGAAGUGUUAUGGUUCAUAAUAAAAUUGGGGCCUGCAUCUGAAAUAUGAACAAAUUUGGGGUGUUUUUAUUGAUUAAUUAUUGAUUUCAUUGGGAAAAUCCCUUUUGAUUUAUUUGUGUGUUGAAAAUCAGCAGCGGACGCUGAUAGGUUUGUGGAAGCGCCAACCUCUGAGGCAUUGGAGGAUGCCAGACGGAUUGAGUUGUUGAGUAUUGCUAAAAUGUUAAAACUUGCCAAAGUGAAAUCGACAAUGAGGAGGGCACAGAUGCAGAGAAUUAUAGCUGAACAUGAUGUA